CAGCCAGGGGUUCUCAGGUUGCAGGUGAACUGGAACAGCAGUUGACGUGCUAGUGGUGCCAGGUGCGAAGACGCCGUCUUCCACCACGAAGAGGAAGCCCACCGAAUCGAGAGGCGACAUGCCAUAUGUUGGCGUUGUCAAUGCAUCGAAGAGAGGGGCAACUGCAGCGUACAUUCCUCAUAUGGCGCACCGACAUAGCCCAGGGGUCACCGAUCAACGAUCAAGUUUACGCGAGCCAACGUCCGAGAAUAACCCACCGCACGCAACGCAAUACCGCCGCUCCGAGUCUGCACGCAUGCGUCAACGUCCCCGACACAAACCGAGCGAUCCAAUGUCCAUGAAUAAACACGCACCUUCCACGCCGGCAACCUUGGCGCAGCCGUUUCUGCAUAGCGCAAACUGCGGUGGACGCAACCCGCACCCACCCUCACGCCCUGAAGCCUUAAGACGUAAUGCCAAACCGACUCUCCCGCCAAACGUGCCCGCAUAA
Laetiporus sulphureus 93-53 is the source of this 490-nucleotide messenger RNA. RefSeq lists its product as uncharacterized. The record is from RefSeq and is a predicted model, not a curated record. The transcript has a single exon. The coding region runs from base 119 to 490 and encodes 123 amino acids. NCBI's taxonomy places the organism in Eukaryota, Fungi, Basidiomycota, Agaricomycetes, Polyporales, Laetiporaceae.